Bombina bombina (fire-bellied toad) is the source of this 3518-nucleotide messenger RNA. RefSeq names its product tetratricopeptide repeat domain 33 (gene TTC33). The coding region runs from base 57 to 830 and encodes 257 amino acids. Lineage: Eukaryota; Metazoa; Chordata; Amphibia; Anura; Bombinatoridae. The record is from RefSeq and is a predicted model, not a curated record. The transcript is spliced from 5 exons. Gene Ontology annotation, molecular function: protein binding.
UACCUAGGUUUACUUUUCAACAAAGGUUGCCAAGAGAACUAUCCUAAUAUAUAAGAAUGGCUUCUUUUGGCUGGAAGAGGAAAAUUGGAGAGAAGGUUUCAAAGGCUACUUCCCAGCAUUUUGAAUCUGAAGCUGCAGAGGAAGCUGCUAAAAUUCGCAAGGAUGUAGAUUGGAUUCAAUCUGUUAAACGCAAAAAAGGAAUUCUCCUGGAGAGUAACCUAGAGAAAAGUAAACAGCUGAAAGAAGAGGGAGCCAUACUAGCUCAAAACGGAAGGCACUCUGAAGCAGUCCAGAAAUGGGAUGAAGCAAUCCAGUUAACUCCAGAGGAUGCUACCUUGUAUGAAAUGAAGGCCCAGGCGCUGAUGUGUCUUCAUGAAAUAUUCCCAGCAGUACAAGCUGCUGAAAAAGCAAUUCAAGGCAAUCCACACUUUGUAGAGGCCUGGCAGACUUUAGGACGUGCACAGCUUGGUUUAGGAGAAAUAACUAUGGCAAUUCGAAGUUUUCAAGUUGGACUUCAUAUCUGUCCCGAUAACACAGAGUUAUGGGAGCAAGAUCUGACGUGGGCCAGAAGUCUACUCCAGCAAAAGAAAGAUGUUCGUGCUGCAGAUGAUCGAGAAAGUAACAGCAACAAAAUCGAUAUUGCUCAGGAAUUAAUCCCUGACUAUGACUUUGAAAGUGAUGAAGUACUGGCAGUCUGUGACGCAAUCUCACAAAGGCAGAAAACAGCCACAACUAAUAAAGCCACGGUCGUGUCUGCGUCAGGAUCAGUUGAGCAAAAGGAAGAAACGGCAACCACUGCUGACCCUCAAGUGUUUAUUAAAGCACGAUAACAAGUGUUUCACAAUCAUUUAACCAUACUGAUGUCUGAUGUGCGUUUUUCUGUUUGUUUUGUUUCAGUUUAGCUUGAAGAGGCUAUCAUUUAAAUGAGCACAGUAUUGCUAGAUGAUUUGCAAAUAAAAUGGGGCUUAAUUUAGCGUUCCUGCUCUUCAAAUGUAUUUCUGUGUUUUGGAGAUUAAACUUCCUGCAGUUAUUUUGUAUGUAUAGAAAACAAAGCAGUUUGCUAAAUGUAUUGUUGUAAGUAAAUGGGGAAUAUCUCCCUCACUAAAGCAGCUCAAAAUCAUUUCUUCCAAGAAAAUGAAGGGACAUUGAACUGCUGGACACCAAUGGCGCUUCCAUGGAGUCCCACUUGUGAUUUGUGGGCUGGGCCACAUUGGGAGGGUGGAACCAGGUGUGCCGUGGGCAUGCUUGAGGCGUGCUGUUGGUGGGACUAGGGUGUGCAGCAGGUGGGCCAGGCCUGGACAGAGUGGUGGGAGAAAGCAUGGGAUUACUGUUUGGGGGGCACAUGGGGCUACCCAUUAUGCUGGGGUGGCCUAUGCCCCCCCGGUGAUGUUACUGCUGGGCACAACUACAGUAGUAUGGUUACUGUAGCCGUGCUAUUUUGUUCCUCCUGCACUGACGCUCUCUUCAAAUUUGUUCUCUUAUUUGUAUUCCUUGCUGAUGCUGGUCAGUCAAGAUCCAUAUCUUCAUACUGGCACCGCCAUCUUGCAUUUUGUGACAGAUAUUGUACACAUGCUUAGACCAGUGGCAUUACCAGCUUUUUGCCAACUGUAUUUGCACUUCUGUUUAGUGUCGAGAAUACAGACUGAGGGAUUUCCAGUAGCUGCAUUGCUCUAUAUUAUCCAUUAAGCUUUUUUUAACAUGUUUAGUAACUUUCAACUGUGUAUAAAACUGCUCUGUAUUGUGUGUGCUAAAAUACAGAAAAAUCUGGCAACAUUGAUUUGUCAAUUUUCACCCGUUCUGUCACAGGGUACAAGAAUAUGUGAGUUACAAGAUGGUGGUGCCCAGGAUGUGGCGCUUCACUCAUCUUGCACCUGUACAGAAUGGCUUUGGGAGAGGCAGAUUUAUAUUGUCUGCACAUAAAUAUAUACUACAGGAAAUAAAGCUACAUUAUUUACAGUGUAUUGUAAAUAUCCUUACAAUGUCCUUUUUUAGUGCCUGCUUAGUAUUCCAAAAAGAAGACAAAUGAUAAAAAUUGCUGAUAAAAAAAAAUAUUUUCAUAAAUAUUACAAAACAGUUUGUCUUUCCUCAUCCUGUGUUUGUGUGAUGUAAGUCAUCUUUCUAUAGAGUAACCUACCUAGCUACGUUUCUCUUUUCAAGUAUUACUAUUGGGCAAUAAAAGAGCCAUAUACAUGAAAAUGCGCUGCAGUUGAUAUACACUUCACGUGUCCUUAUUGGCUACUCACAUACAUUUUCCUUGUAUGGAGUUUUAGAUUUUCUCAACGGGCUCUUAAAACUGUACAAAUUGUAUUGUUUAAAAUAGAUAGGAAUGUCUGGUUUAUGUUGUUUUAUCCUAUGCAGAUAAAUAUCUGUCUAACAUUUGGAAGAACAUUAAUAUAAGUGUGCGUAAUCUUUGAUGUCAGAUGUUAAUAGCCAUUGCAAAAAUGUAGUUAAGUGAACAGCAUAGAACAGGAAUGAAAUUAAUUAGAAACGUGUAAAAAAUUAAUGGUAAAAAAUCAUCUUUUUAAAAUGUACUUAAAGGGGCAUUUCUUCUAACUGUGACUAUUUUAGACAGUCCCUCUUAAAGGGACAUGAACCCCAACAUUUUUCUUUCAUAAUUCUAAUAGAGCAAACAUUUUUAAACAACUUUCCAAUUUACUUAUCAAUUUUGCUUCAUAAUCUUGGUAUCCAUUCUUGAAGGAGCAGCAAUGCACUACUGGGAGCUCGGUGACCACAUCGGUAAGCCAAUGACAAGAGGCAUAUAUGUGCAGCCACCAAUCAGCAACUAGCUCCUAGGUCAUGAGCCUACUUCGGUAUGCUUUUCAACAAAGGAUACAAAGAGCAAAUUAGAUAAAAGAAGUCAAUUGGAAAGGUAGUUAAAAUUGUAUGCUCCAUCUGAAUCUUAAAAGAAGAAUUUUGGAUUUCAUGUUCCUUUAAGUCCCCCUUUCCUGAUAGUCACUAAAGGGACCAAACACAGUAGAAUUGAAUCAUUGACAAAUGGAAUAACACUUAUUUUUAAUUUGAAGUGAGCAGUAGAAUAUUUUCUGAGAAAUUUCAACGUUAAUCCAGAUUUCCCUCCCAUGUAUCAUGUGACAGCCAUCAGCCAAUAACAAAAUGCAUAUACGUAUGUUAUGUGCACUGCGCCUCAGAAAGUGUGCAUAUAAAUAUAAUGUGCACAUUUUGAUAAUGGAACUAUAUUGAAAAGUUUUUUUCAUUGCAUGCUUUAUCUGAAUCAUGAAACUUUAAUUUUGAUUUUAGUGGCCCUUUAAAUGUUCCUGUUUUUGAAUGAUUGCCAGGUGUUAAUAGGAAUUCCCACCACACAAAGUACUGGUGAUAAUGAAUUGUCUUUCUCCGUUUCUAGAGUAAAAUAGGUCUGGGUAUGCAGCACAUAUUUCUACCAUUUGAAAAAGAAUAAUUAAGAAUCUUUUGGGGUUGUGGUUAAAUGCUAAUAUGUUACAUACUAUUUUGACAUCAUGGAAUAAUGAAAAUAAAUCAAAUAAAGACUCAUUCUAAAGAUUAAA